Saccharomycopsis crataegensis is the source of this 1170-nucleotide messenger RNA. It is a transcript of the gene REI1, whose product is annotated as Rei1p. The record is from RefSeq and is a predicted model, not a curated record. Gene Ontology annotation, biological process: ribosomal large subunit biogenesis. Lineage: Eukaryota; Fungi; Ascomycota; Saccharomycetes; Ascoideales; Saccharomycopsidaceae. The transcript has a single exon. The coding region runs from base 1 to 1170 and encodes 389 amino acids. Gene Ontology annotation, cellular component: preribosome, large subunit precursor.
AUGAGUUCAUCAUUCACUUGCAAUACCUGUGGGCUUGCGUUUCCUACCAGUGGGGGGCAAAAAGAGCAUAUGAGAUCAGAUUGGCAUAGAUAUAAUUUGAAAAGACGGGUCGCUCAAUUACCUUCUAUCAGCAUGGAUACCUUCAAUGAGAAAGUUAGCAAGAUGACAAUAGCCGAGGAAGAAGUUGAUCCAAAUAUAUCCAAGAGAGAAUUGAGAAAGCAAAAGAAAGAAGAGAUCAUGAGACAAAGAAUGGAGCUUUUGCAGAAGGCCCGCAUGGCGAUGAUGCAGAAAGAGGAAGAGAAUAAUAAUACUGAAGAGAAGCCUGAAAUGGAAGAAAAUGAUAAAGAGGAACACAAAGAAGACGAACUUGAAGAACAGGAAGAUGAAGAUGAAACCGAAGAAGCUGCCACUGAUGCUUUGCUUCAAAAGAAAUUGAAGUCUCAAAUAAAGAUUGCUCCAAAUACCUGUCUUUUCUGCAAAAACCACGAGUCAAAAGAUAUCCCAACCAACCUUGAGCAUAUGUUCAUGACCCACGGUCUUUAUGUGCCUGAAAAAAAAUACCUUACCAAUGCUGCUGGUUUACUCGAAUACUUGGGGGAGAAAAUCGGGUUAGGAAAUGUAUGUCUCGUUUGUAAUUAUCAAGGGAAGAAUGUCGAGGCGGUAAGAGCCCAUAUGUUAGCCAAACAACAUUGUCGAUUACCGUACGAAUCAGAGGAUGAAAAAUUGGAAAUCUCCGAUUUUUAUGAUUUCUCCUCGACGUACGCCGCCCCUACCAAAUCCGAAAUCGCUGGUAAUGACGAAGAUUGGGAAGAUGUUUCUGGAGGUGAAGAAGGCGACGAAGAAGAUGAUGAAGAUGAUGAAGAAUUCGACCAAGAUGUGCUUUACAACGAUGGGGUCGAACUUUAUUUGCCGACCGGUAUCAAGGUCGGUCACAGAUCAUUACAACGUUACUUCAAACAAGAUUUGAAACCAGAAAAGACUUUGACUGAAGGUCAAGGUACCGUGGUUGCUGCAGAAACUAGACAUUUGGUUAGUAUUGUAGAUAAGAAAGAAAUGGCGGUGCAACAAAGAGUUUGGAAAACAGAAAUCUCUAAUAAGAAGAGAAAUGAUAAGAGAGCCGCCAAAUUCAUCAAUAACCAACCACAUUUCAGAGACCCAUUGUUGCAAUGA